UUACUCAUGCCGACCUUCGAUGCUUUGUGGCUAUGCUGAUGUACAAGUUAUGUCUGAAAUGCCGCUGUUGUUUUUGUUAUGUAAAUCAUUUCUUUCUUUCAAUAUGCGAUGUGAUAUUUAAAUUUGAAGUGUCUUAACAUUGCUUCAUCCAAGCGAAUCGUGUCAGAGGUUAUAAAAAACUGCAAAAUAUUCGCUGUCGUUUUGUCUCGAGAAGCUCGUGGCGAAGAUAUGAAGUGAAACUUGUUCAUCUCUCGUUGCAACCAUGGCUGCUCAAGACUCGGCGAUAAGCCAUAUAAUUCGCAGCAAUGUGGAAUCUCUGGAAGAGAUUAACAUUCGAACAUUUACGAAAUGGAUAAACUCAAAGCUUGGCGGAGAACAGCCAGCCGUAAAAAAUCUGAUCAAAGAUUUGCAAGAUGGUCGCGUUCUUUUGUCGCUCUUAGAAGUUCUGCUAAAAGUCAAACUUCGCGCUGAAAAAGGCAAAUUGAAGUUUCACAAAAUCAACAAUGUCAAUAAAGUUUUGAAGACUUUGGAAGACGAAGGGUUAAAACUUCAUGGCAUCAGCCCCGAAGCAAUCGUUGAUGGAAACAAAAUCUCAAUUCUGGGUUUAGUAUGGAUAAUAAUCCUUCAUUUCCAGGUACAAGGUAUAAUGUUCGAGGAAGAUACUCAAAGCUCUGAAGAAAAGACUGAUGCAGCUCAACGGAAAAAGUCUGUAGCAAGUCAGGCAGACGUUGAAAGACUUCUUUUAAAAUGGAUUCAAGAUGUCUUAAAAGGAUUUUCCGAUGUCGUAACAAUCGAAGAUAUUUUGAAAAGUUGGCAGAAUGGUCUGGCCUUUAUAUUGCUGAUGUUUGUGUACAGGCCAACUGCUGUUGAUAUUGACAAAGCUCAGAAAAUGGCGGUGUUGGAAAGAUUGGAAUACGCUUUUGAUGUCGCUGAGAAGGAAUUCGAUGUUCAUCGCUUGCUCGACCCUUCUGAUGUCGAACAGGGAAACGUUGACAAGAAAGCGAUGCUGAUGUAUCUUUCCGCGUUAUAUGAAGUAUUACGUAACCUUGAGCCAGCUGUUGUCGAAACCACAACCACAACCCAAGAGGUUAGCGAAGAGCCUGGUGAAGAGGGAAUCGUUAAGUCCACCACAUCAUUUGUUGUAGAGAGUGCUCCUGGUAGUGAGUCAACGACAUUGAGAAUUGGUGAUGAAGAUAUUGACAUAACCACAGUGUCCAGCAACGAAAUUGUCCUGCAAUACAAGACGAUAUACUACACAGUUCUCUAUACGAUCAAGGGACUGGAGAAAAGAAUGGAGAAGAUCAGAAACGAAGAACCCAGUCAGGAAAACGCGAGGGCUUUGCGGGAAAUUCAGAAAGAAAUGCACGAACUCCAGGCUAAAGUCAAGGAACUGAACGAAACAAAUAAAGAAAUGUCCAAAGCUGACGGAGUUGAUCGUCAAGAAUUCUCGGACAUUCAAAAAGAGUUACGGGAACUCAGCAGUCGCUGGUCAACGCUGAUACAACACAGUAAUGAAGAAUCGAAGAGGCAACCAGCAGUCGUGAGAGAAAUUAGAACCUCAACAACAUACCAGACUGCUCGACUUACAAUCGGAGAUAAAGUUAUCGAGAUUACAUCUGUUUCAACCAACGAAAUAGUGAUAAGAUACAAGAUUGUUUAUUACAAAAUAAUUUACAUCAUCGAAAGGAUUGAAUCGAACAUGAGGAUCAUCAAAGACAGCCCACCAAGCCAGGAAACUGCAAGAUUGCUUGAUGAGAAUAAACAAAGGAUGGAACAAUUGAAGCCUCAGAUUGCUGAGCUGAAGGAACUCAUGUCAGAAAUGAGAGACGCUGAUGGCGUUGAUGCAGACGAACUUGCUCAACUACAGUCUGAACUAUCAGACUUCGAUUCCCGCUUGUCCUCAGCCACGGAGGAUAUUAACGAAGAAGAGAAAAGACAACCAUCGCUGGCUACGGAGACUGUUUACAGAACAACUACAAUUGUUGAGUCCGAGAGUUCUGUUCCAACCACAACCACAUUGAGAAUUGGUGAUGAAGAUAUUGACAUAACCACAGUGUCAAGCAAUGAAAUUGUCCUGCAAUACAAGACGAUAUACUACACAGUUCUUUAUACCAUUAAGGGACUUGAGGCAAGAAUGGAGAAGAUCAGAAACGAAGAACCCAGUCAGGAAAACGCAAAGGCUUUGCGGGAAAUCAACAAGGAAAUGCAAGAGCUUCAGGUGAAGAUUAAGGAACUAAACGAGACAAACAGAGAAAUGUCAAAAGCUGAAGGAGUUGAUCGUCAGGAAUUCUCAGAAAUCCAAACAGAACUAGGACAACUUGGCAGCCGUUGGUCGGCUUUGAUUCAACACUGUAACGAUGAAAACAAAAGGCAACCAAGAAUUGUCACGUACAAAACUACCACGACUGUUGUUCCGAGGCAUAAAGCUCGUCUUACAAUUGGCGAUGAGGUGAUCGAGAUUACCUGUGUUUCUACGAAUGAAAUUGUGAUUAAAUACAAGAUUGUUUACUAUCAAAUCAUCACAAUUAUGAAAAUCAUCGAAUCCAAUAUGAAAGUCAUCAACGAAGAAGAACCAAGUCAGAAAACUGCAAUACUUCUUGAUGAAAACAGACAGAGAAUGGAACAGCUUAAACCGAAGAUCACAGAAUUGAACGAAUUGAUGUCACAAAUGAAAGACGCUGAUGGUGUGGAUGCAGAUGAACUGGCUCAGCUACAGUCUGAACUGUCAGAUUUCGACUCCAAACUGGAAACUUUAAAUGAGGACAUUAAAAAUGAAGAAAAGAGGCAACCGCAGCUGACAACCAGAAUAACUUAUACAACCGAAACAAGAGUUGUUGAUGGUGGUCGCACGUACCAGUUGCGUGAUGGAGAUAAAGUGAUUGAAAUUAAAACCGUUUCAACAAACGAGAUCGUGAUGCGUUACAAGAUCCUUUACUAUCAAAUCAUCACUAUUAUGGAAGUGAUUGAUUCAAACACUACCACAAUCAGAGAGGGACAACCAAGCCAGGAAACUGCGAGACUUCUUCUGGAGAAUAAGUACAAGAUGGAACAGUUGCAACCGAAGAUAACUGAGUUGAAUAAACUAAUGGCAGAAAUGAAAAAUGCCGAUGGCGUUGACGCUGAUGAACUAUCGCAACUUCAAUACGAAAUGUCUGAAUUUGACUCAAGAAUGGGAACAUUGAACGAAGAUAUCAAAAAUGAAGAGAAAAGACAACCGCCUAUUCAAGGUGAAACGAUUUCCAGGACAACAACUACCACUGUUCAGUCAACCCCUGAAGCUCCUGCUAGGCGAACAACUGUGAAAUAUGGAGAUAGCGUCUUUGAAAUCACUACAAUAUCGACAAAUGAAAUUGUCGUUCGCUACAAGGUUCUCUACUAUGAAAUCAUGACACUCGUAAUGCAAUUAGAAAAAGACAUAGCGCAAAUAAAAGAUGCUCCACCAAGCAAUACUACCUCAGUUAUGUUGAAGCAAAGUAAAGAUCAGAUGGCGGAAAUUCAGGCGAAAAUAAACGAGCUUCAAGGAAUAAGAAAGAAUAUGGACGGAGAAGAUGGUGUUGACCCAGAGGAACUGAAGCAACUUCACAAUGGUUUGGAAUCGCUCGUUUCACGAUGGACAAUUGUGACGCAUGAUAUUGAAACAGAGGAUGAAAGGAUCACAAGUCACUUAGACAGCAGUGGUAAACAGAAAACAUCGCUGGACGAAUGGCGUAAAAAAUGUGAGAAAAUCGGCGAUUGGAUGGACUCUGUCGAAGACAGCGUUGAGGUUCUGGAAAAUAGAAAGCCAUCGAGUGAUAUCUUCAGGGCAAAACAACAAAUGAAUGAAUGUGAUGGUUUAGAAGAGAAGAUCAAAUCAGACGAAGUUCCAAGAUCAACGUUUGCUUAUGGCGAAGAAAUUACAAACGAACCCAGUCUUAAUUCAGAUCAAAAGUCCAAAAUCAGACUACAAAUGACUGAAAUGAAAAAGGAGAUUAAAAAACUAUCCGACAGAGCUGGUGAUGCCAAACACAGAUACAAACGUGCGGUAGACAAGCUUGAAGCUGACAGAAAACAAAAACUAGUUGAUCUAAAUAAGACCUAUCAGGAAUUGGAUAAAGAAAUCGAUGUUUUGAUACAAAAAGAUGAUAAGAUUGGCGCAGUUGAGGGUAAUCCAGCCGAAGUGCGAGCCAAAGAAACGCAGAUUGAGUUGCUCGUCUCUGAUAUCCACGUGUUCCAGCCUCGUUUUGACGAAUUUCGGCAAACAUCCUGGGAGGUCUUGGAGGAUCCGACAAUCGACCAAUCACAAAAGGACAGACUCCAGAAGCAAGUGACGUCAUCGGAGGAACGCUGGGGGACCCUCAUACGAUCUGUUUACUCAAGAAGCGAAGCAGCAAAGCGUUUCAUCUCGGGGUUACCCCAGGGCGGUGUGCUCGAGGAGUUAAUAAUUGUUGAAAAUCGUCGCCAUGAUUAUAAUCUCGACUGGAAGAUGCAUCAUGAUCUGUUUGGUGCUCCUGGAGAACAUGAUGAAGGUGCAGUUGAUGAGGAGAUUUAUCGAGAACGACUGAUGACAAAAUGGAAACGAGAAUGCAGAGAGGUGGACGAAGCUUUGUCAGACGUUGAAAAAGAAAGCUCAGAACUUGGCGAAAUCAUUGAUGAACCGAACAAAACAGCAAUGAAAAAUGCGAAAAUGCAGGUAAUCCGUGAAGGUUUAAAAAAGGUCGAGAAAGAGUACAAUGACUUGCCAGAAUACGCAAAGCUACUUCUCGAUGAUCCAAAACUAGUCCAGGAUGAUCGUCAGAAAAUCCAAGAAGAUUUGGGUUCGUACAAGAUCCGGUUUGAUGAUCUCACGAAGUUGGUUUCUGAGAGAGAAGAAACAAUAAAGCGUCAAGAACCACCGAAAUCUACUGUUGUUGUCACAGAAAAUUAUGUUACUGAAAGAAAAUCGGCAGAAAUUAUUGUGCCUGAAAUACUAACUGUCGAAGAGAGCGCACCAGAUGCAUUAUUCAGCGAACCAGAAGUUCCUGGUAAUAGUGAAGAGAUAGACGCUUGGUGGGGCGAUGACCGCAAAGUUGUAAGCUGGAUUGAAAGGGUAGAUAGCCAAGUUAAAGUCGCCGAAAAGGAACCAUCCACAUUAGAUCUUACCACCACAAGAAGACAGCAUGCAAAUAUUGAGAGAAUGACACAGGAAAUUGGAGUUUACGAGACAAAUGUGACUUUGCUUGAGAACAAAGCUAACGCCAUUGUCAGUGAUCCUGUGACGAAAAGCGAAGAUGGUCAAAACAUUGACGUUGAAAUCAAAACUGUGAAGAAAAAAUGGGAUAGUUUGAAAGAAAGAGCUUUCAAUGUUGAGAGAGUUCUUUACGAGCAAGUGAAUAAACUUCAAGAGUAUUUAAACUGGACUCAAAAGUCCGAAGCGUUGUCUGGAUGGUUGGAAGAUACUGAGCGAAGUUUGGAUUCUUGUGCCAUACCAAGCAGCGAUCCUGUGGAAAGAGGAAAACAAACUCUCUUCCUUGAGAAAUUCUUGAAAGAACGCGGGCAGAAUCAAGAAAGCGUGGACGAUGUUCUCAGCCAUGGAAAUUUGGUCGUGAAGAAAAACUUGGUUCCAGACCAGCAUCUUAGCAAGAUUAAAGAAGACCUUAAUAAUUACCGCGAUCAAUGGGACAAGCUUUUGAAGAAAGCAGAAGACGUUCAAGAAAGACUAACAACUGGUAAGAAAGAUCUCAAACAGCUGGAGGACAAUAGAGUUGAAUACGAUGUGAUAACAACGUGGAUUAUCAAAAAUGAAAAACGUUUACAAGAGCUGAAAGAUGACACCAGCGGUGAUGAGGAAGCAUUGAAGAGAAGACGCGUUGUCAUACUGGAAAUCAUUGAAGAGAUUACCAUCUACAGGGUCCGUCUUCGCCGACUGAUUGGAGAGAAUGACAAGCUUGCAAACAAAGACACUCUUCCUCCUGAUGAAAGGGAUAAAUUUGUCAAUGAUACGAAAGAAUUGGAGAAAAGAUUAGAUGCCCUUGAUGAUGGUACAAAGAAAGAAGAAUCGAGUAUCAAUGAUCAAAUAGAUACAAAUAAUACUGCGAGACUGGACGAGUGGCAAACGAAAGCAGAUGAUCUCGACAAAUGGUUUAUUACAACAAAAACAGAAAUUACAUCAUUCAAUGUCCCACCUUUGGAUGAACACGAUAAAGCGAGACAGGAUAAAUAUUUGGAGGACUUUGCGAAGCAGAAGCCUGCAUGUGAUAAACGCGUGAACGAGAUUGUUUCUGGCGGUCGUUCUCUGGUGAAUGAAGGCGUUAUUCCUUCUGAGAAACGCGAACAGUUUGAAGUUGACCUCGAGAGUAUCUCUGGAACGUGGGACAGCGUCAUUGAAAUGGCUGACGACUCGUCAGAAAAUUUGGAGAAGGCUGAGAAAGCGUCGGACGAUUAUGACGUGUGGCGUAAGGAUGCAACUCAAGCGAAAGAAAUUGUGGAAAAUAACAAGAAAGAUGUUGAAGAAGCUUCCAAACCAACCAGUGAUCCCGAGGAACGGAAGAGUCAAAUCACUACCAUGACUAAAAUCAUGGCAGACAAACCUGGGGAAAAAGAGCGACUUUAUCAAAUUAUUUACCGCGGGAAAGAUUUGGAAGAUAGCGAAUAUCUUACACCAGAACAAAAAGAACACAUCAGCCGGGAGACGAAAGAUAUUGAAAACAAUUGGAAUGAUUUCUCAAACCAACUUGACGAUGCUAAAAAGAGUGCCGAGUCUGGUAAAAAGGACUUGCAAGAUUUGGCCAAAUAUCGUGUGGACUAUGACGUCAUCAUCACGUGGAUUAUCACGAAUGAGAAGCGACUUCGCGAUGUUAAGGAUGACGACAGCAACGACAAAGAAAGUAUUCAGAAACAACAAGUCAUUCUUAAGAGCAUCAUUGGCGAAUUCCCUGAAUACAAAGUCAAACUCAACGAAGUAAUUUCAAAAGGACGCCAUCUUUCUAAUACGCCAUCGCUUCCAAAUUGCGAUAGAGAAGAAAUAGAUAAACAGUCAAAUGAAUUGGAAAAUAAGUUUAACACCUUGGAAAACGACGUUAAUGAUGAAGACCAGAGACUUGAGAAGAAUUUGGAGAACAUAGACAAGUAUGAAGUCUGGCAACAGAGAGCAGACGAUGUCAAAGAAAAACUCGACGAGACGAAAGAUGAAUUAGAUAAAUUCGACACACCAACCAGCGACGUCAGCGAACGAGAAAAACAAAAAAGAUUCCUGAAUGACUUCAAUAAAAGAAAGGGUGCUCAAGAGAAGUUGAUUAAUGAUGUUGUUAGUGAUGGUAGGAAACUUGUGGAUGAAAACAUCGCUCCGAGUGAUAAACGUGAAAAGAUUGAACUGGAUCUUCAAUCGUUGCCUGAAACUUGGGAGGGAAUUGUUGGCAAGGCUGAUGAGAAUAAAAAAACUGUCGACUCUAGUCUUCAAGAUGCUGUACAGCUAAGCAAAUGGCAGAAUGACUACAAUGUUGUAUUGCUCUGGAUUGAGAAAGCUGAAGACAAGCAAAAUCAACGGGAAGAAGACAGCGAUGAUCUUGACAAGUUAAAGAAACAGCGAAAGAAACUAGAGGUUGAUGUGAAAGAUAUUGCGAAAUACGAGGCCAAGAUUGCUCCAUUAUUGGCAAGAGGAGAGACGAUAUCACAAAGCAACUUCAUAACUCCUGAUGAUAAGUCGAAAGCAGAUAAUGACACGAAAACUUUGAAAGAAAGAUUUGAUAAAUUGAAGAAUGAAGAAACUGAUCGUAAACAAAGGCUUGAUGAUAAAAUUCAAUGGAUAACGGAAUACAAGCAGUACAGAACAGACUACGAUGGUCUGAACUCGAUGCUUGACGAUUGUCAACACAAGUUAGAAUCGUAUGAAAAACCAACCAGCAACAAGACAGAGAGAGACAGACAAGCCGCGUUUCUGAAUAAAUUCAACAAAGACCAACCUGCAAACGAUAAACGCGUUGAAACAGUUGUACAGUUUGGUAGCAAGUUGGCUGAUGCUCCAGGGGUACCUGAGGAUAAGGGGGAUGAUAUCAAAGAAGAGACGAAGACUAUAGGGGAUACAUGGAGGAUAAUUGUGCUAAAAGUUGAAGAACUGCAAAAAAUUGUUCGUUCUGGUAUUCAAAAUAUCACGGAGUUAAGUGAUUGGAGGAAGGAAUAUACCACCGUUAUUAAAUGGAUUGAGACGAACGAGAAGAAGCUUGCCGCGCAAGGGGAACCUGGGGACCAGGCUAAAGAUCUCGCUAAUAAAUGCACCACUCUUGAUGAAAUGGUGAACGUAUUAUCCACAUACGAGACAAGAAUUACUAUACUACUUCAAAAAGGCGACCAAUUGGCCAACGAACCGUCAAUAGAUGAAAGCGACCGAAAAAAGACCGAAGAUGAUACGAAGGCUUUACGAGAACGAUGGGAUAAAUUAAAGCAAGAUGAGGAAGAUAAAAAGAACAGGUUUGAUAAUCAAAAAAGUUUUGUUGAAGAUUACCAGGAAUGGAAAGAUGAUGUGGACGACUUGAAGCCUUGGAUGGAAAACACGAAGAAAGAAAUUGAUGCGUGCGAAUUACCAACAAGUGACAACAGCGUCAGAGAAAAACAAGCGAACUUCGUGAAGGUAUUUCUGGAAGAUAAGGAAAAGAAUCAAGCUCGUGUUGACAAAGUUGUUGACGGAGGUAAUCUUCUGUUGAAAGAAAAUCCUGUCGCUCAGAAAGAUAAGAAAGAAAUUCAAGACAAAAUCGAGAACACACAGAACUCUUGGAGUACAAUUGUGCAAAGAUUUGACGUUGUCCAACCAAUUGUGAUAUCUGGAACUCAAGACAUUGUCAAGCUUGACGAAUGGCGGAACGAUUGUAGUGAAAUGAACAAAUCUAUCGACAAUGCCAGACAGCAGGUUCGCAACUUGAAGAAGCCUUCCAAAGAUCGAGCAAGGAUGGAAAAGCAGAAAGACGACUUUGAAGUUAUUUCCGCUGAAAUGGAUGGCAAUCCCGACAGGAUUGAUAGCCUUUCUGAACGGGCUGAAUACCUCGUAACAGUGUCCACAAUUUCUCCCAAAGAUAAGGAUAAGGUGUCUAAAGAUAUGAACAAUUUAAAGAAUACCUGGAAUAAUUAUAAAAACGAAGAAAAAACAGCUAAGGAAAGUUUCGAUGCUCAGCCUCAACUUGAAGUUGUAACCGAAUUCGUAGUGGUUGAGAAGAAAGAAGACGAUUUGGUUGUGGAAGGAACUUUCGAGGAUAUUGAUGAGUUGUUUGCACAAGAGCCCAAAGCGCCAGAACCACCAGCAACUGUCGAUUACGGUGAGUGGAAGAACAGCGUUGAAGAACUGGAAGGAAUUCUUGACAAAGAAGAUGGAAAGUUUGAUCCAAAGGCGCCUAUCGAGAAAGAAUAUUCAAACUUGGAGAAGCUUGCACAAGAAACAAAGGACUCUGGUGCUACAGUUGAUGACCAAUGUAAGCCGAAGCUAGCCACCAUUUUGUCAGAUGGAAAUGCGCUUGUAAACAACAAAGAACUUCAACCAGAAGACCAAGCAUUCGUCACAGAAAAGAUGAUAUCUUUGAAAGACAGGACCCAGCGUAUUGAUAUGGCUGUGAGAAUAACCAGAAUGAAAGUUCGCGAUGCAGCGCUUGAGUACUUUAACGAAACGCUGAACAAAUGUUCUGUCGAUGUGAAUAAAAUGCAGGAAACAGGAAAGUCCUUGAGACCUCCUUCAGAUAACCUACCUGAUCUUCGAGUACAGAUUGCUUCGAUGAAGUCUUUAGAGAAACGGCUUUCAUCUGAUGGCGAGAAAGUUCAGGAUACCGAGGAAAAAGUAAAUAACAUGGAAGAUGCAGGCGUUUUGCCACGGGAUGGCUUCGCUGGGACUUUAAAUGACAGAUGUAACGAAGUAAAGAAGGAACAAAAGAAUGUCUUUGUUGUUAUCGAUGAAGCCAAACCAAAAUUGCAUCGUGCUUUAGUAAACCAGUUAAAUCGAACACAAAAAUCUGUCAACAAUUGGUUGAAAUCUUGCGAAAAGAAAGAGAGAAAUAUCGACAUGGCAAACGUGAAAGAUCUUAACAAAGCGCAUCAAGAAUGCUUAAAACUGAAGCAAGUUAAAGCUGAAUUUUACAAAGGAGAGCCUCUGUAUAUCACCUUAAAUGAAGUCCAUAAAGAAGCUGUCGAUGAUGAAAUUUUGGUUGAGAAGAAAGCCGUUGAUUUUGCCAAACAAAUGGAAACAUUAGGAACACGACAUGAUGACCUUAAACAACGCUUACAAGAUAAAGACAACGAACUUCUUACUUAUGUGAGACAGACCACAGAAGGUGUGUUGAAGUCUUCUGAUGAGAAACUUGAUGAGCAAAAGACGUGGCUUCAACCAGAAGAGCCUGCUGAUAACUUCACAGACGCCAAAGAACAGCAGGAUACCAUGAAGGAACGUGAAUCCAUAAUAAAACAACGAACAAAAGACAUCAUUAUUCAACUUGGACCAAUUGAAAAGAUUUCCACAGGUGAAAUAUUGCCCCUUCCCGAAUCAACUUCUCUUCAACGCCGCAUUGGCGACAUCAAGACAAGAUUCAACGCAGAUAUACCAACCGCUAGAGAAAAAUCACAAAAGCUCAGAGAAGGUUACGGCGAUCUUCUGAAAAAGGAAGUAGAGAAAAGGAAAUUAUGGCUAGAUGAAAAUGAAGGAGUUGAACUUAAACCUGAAACCGACUUCAAAGAUUUCAGCGAAUUCAAGAUAAAAUAUGAUCAAAACAAGGAUUUUGUCAAAGAACUGGAUGAUAACAACAUCAAAGUUUUGAUUGAAGAGGCAGACAAGAUCGACGGGAUUGAACCAGAAUUGAAGAAUGAACUUGUACAGUUGGACGAGCGUUGGGCGACGAUUCACGACGAUGCGAAGGACAAAACCGAAAACUACGAAGAUCUCAUGACAAAGUGGACUGUCUUCCGUGAACAGCAACUGACCUUGUUGAACUGGAUUGACAAGAAAGAUGCCGAAGCCGCUGAAGAAAAAGAUCAAGUGAACCUUGCUGAUGAAGACGAGGUCGCUGAACAUGUCAAGAAAUUAAAGGAUGCCAAGGAAGAAGCCGAGGGGCAAGGAGAGUCACAAGAAAAGAAAUUAAAAGAAGCCAGUGAAGAUUUAAUCCGCCAUCUUGGUGAAGACUCCCCAGCCGCUGAUGAGGUCAAAAAACAAACGGAAGAAGUUGAUUCUGUGAGACAGAAGUUCAUCAACGAUAUGGGUGAUCGCAUUGAAAAGAUUGAAAGCAGUGAAGAGAAAACUCGAGACUUGUACAAUGACAUUGACGAUGUAACAAACUGGUUGGACACCACGGAAAACCUGAUUGACAAGUAUGAAAACCAUGAGAAAGAAACCGCUGAUGAUGGUAGUUCACGUGAACAGCACGUGCGACAGGAUGGUGAAGUUGAAGAAGAAAUGGUACACGUUGUGGAGGACUUAUUGAUUAAACGCAAAGAAAUCCCAGAGUUCGAAGCACGUCUGGAUAACGCGGAGUCAUCAGCAGAACACUUGGAUGACCAGUUGCUGGAUGAAUCGACCGUUGAAAAUACUCAGGUUAAAGUAAAAGACAUGAAAGUUCGCUGGGGUGUUGUAACACAAAGACUGGAUGAAUUUUGCAACCGUGAUAUACCUGAAAUUGAGAUAGCUCAGAUCAAAGCGGAACAUCUUGAGGAGGAUUCGUUGGAUGAAACUGAUAUGAGAUCAGUUGUGCCACUGGAUGUAUGGCGAGAGAAAGUUAGAAAGGUGAAUUUGUUGUUGAAAUAUGUUGAACGGUUGGUUGGUGUCAAUGCUGAUGGAAAAGAGGAUUAUGCAAGUAUACGAAUCUUAGCAUCCAACACGAAGGAAGCAACAAAGACAAUUACCUUGUACUGCAAGCCAAGAGUUCAAGUCAUCAAAACACAGGGAAUAAAUAUUAUAAGCGAAGAUCCUCAUGACAUUGACAGAGGGGAAGAAAUAACGGACACAAUCGAUUCACUUAGAAAAAGAGUUGAAACCUCAGAGAAUAAUGCAGGCAUACUUAAAAUGAAGGUACGAGAUUUGGCUUUAGAUUACUUCAACAAUCGUCUAAAUCAUUGUGAAAUUGCUCUUGAAAGCGAGGAAGAAAACGUCGAAAAAUUACUUGCAACAAAACCUGAUAUUGAAACCACACAAGAGCAGAUGGUGCUUUUGAAAGAAGGCCGCAAAGAAUUUGACAAAAAUAAAGAAGAUUAUGAAAACGUUGUUAACGAAUUGAAAGAUAAAAAGAUUGUGGAAUUGUUGACGAAAGAUGGAUUUCAAGGAACUCUAGCAGAUAAAAGUCAAAACAUUAAAAAACGGCGAGAUGCUGUGGAGAAAAAGUUAUCAGAAUCCAAAACACGAAUACAUCGAAAUUUGAUAUCACAUUUGUCCGAGAUGAAGAAGGUUGUUGGAAAAUGGCUGGCUUCUUGUGAAAAGAAAGAAAAAUCUAUAAACGUUGAGCCGUCUCCCACACACGACCCAGUUGCCGAAUACAAAAAAUUAAUGGUUUUGCUUGAAGAUUUGAACGAAGGAGAGUCAAAGUAUGAUAGCGUUCUUCAGUUGAACAAACAGUUGAUAUCAGACAACGUUCUUGAAGGAAGGAAAGCAUCUAGCUCCGAGAAAGAUCUUCAGUCAUUCGCUACUCGUUUUGCUGUGGUGGGCAAACGUGUUCAUGAUAAGAACGGUGCGCUGUACAUAAUUCUUCUCAACCUGGCUCAAACCACGAUGGAUGAAGCUGGUGACAAUAUCGCAGAGAUGGAUGAGAAAGUUGAGCAAACUAACAUGGCUGAAAGAUUCCCGCAAAUCAAACAAGAUUUCCAGAACGCAAAGAGUGUCAAAGACGAAGUUGAUGAUUUCUGCGAGAAAUCAAAAGAAACUUUAAAGGAUGUUCACGUAAUCAUAGCUCUAGAUGCCUUCAACAAUGAAGACAAGAAAAAUCUGGAUGAACGAAGAAACGAAUUGAAAGACAAAAACUCGCAGUUAUCAGAAAAAUCAGACGAGAAAUUCGACAAUUUUGCGAAGGAGUAUAAUAAAAUCAUUGACAGUGAAGUAAGGAAUCGUAAAAUGUGGUUUGAUUCCAAUGAAUCUUGGAUGGGCAUCACCGACCACGAUGUUGAUAAUCUGCCAGGCUUUGCUAAAAAACUUGAUGAUCAAACGAUUUUCCAGGAGGAACUCGAGCAUCGUAAGAUGGAAGGAUUGAUCGACGAAGCAAGGGAUAACGAAGACCUUUCUCCUGAAACGAGGUUCUUGAUCUACGACCUUGAUGACAAGUGGUCUACGAUGAACAGUUGGUCUGAAGAACGAUUAGACAGACUCACGACGAUCAAUGAAGAUUGGGAGAAACUUCGCAAGCAAGAAAAAGAUCUUUUAGACGAAAUUGACGACAAUGAUGCCAGACUAAAGUUGCUUUCGUCUCCUGUGGAUUUGUCAGACAAAGAAGACAUUGAAAAUCAAAGAAAUGAACUCAAGGAUGCCCAGUCGAGUGUACAGGAGCUUCAAUUAAAUGUGGUGAAAAUGAAGAAAGUCUCAAAUGAUUUGGUUAAACUUGUUGGUCCUGACAGCCCAGCUGGUAAACGAAUGGAAAAUGAAUUCAAUGAUGUCAACAAAUGCUACGAUAACCUGUGCGUAGACACCUUGGAGAGAAUGAAAAAGCUUGAUUCAUCAGAGCGAAAGGCGAAGACUCUUUACAAUCACAUGGAUGAUAUCAACUUGACAAUGGAGGAAAGCGAGAAUAUUUUGAGUUCUUUAAACGAUGAAAUAAAGAAGGCAGAAGAGAAGAAAGACAUCGCAAAAGGGGAAGAAAUAAACGAAAAUGAAGAGGAAGAACUUCCUGAAAAAGAAAAGGAGAAACAGGCUUCUGAUUUGAACAAGUUUGUUGAUCAAAUUUCGCUUCGUUUGGGUGAGCGGCCAGAGGAAAAGGCACGCGUUCAACGUGCCAAGGAACUGGAGGCAAGUCUCAACGAAGAUCUCGGCGAAGAAGCGAGGGAUGUUCUUCAAAAACAAGUGGAAGAGUUCGACAAUCGUUGGGAUGAUCUCAAUACGAAAAUGGACCAAGUUGUGAAAGAACGUGAAUCUGAGGAGCCCGCGGUAAUCAAAGCAAUCCAAGUUGAAGAAGUUGAAUCGUCUCUUCCUGAAGAUCUAACUGUGGACUAUGGUUCAUGGAAGGGAGAUGCAGCUGAAAUUGACGAGUCUUUGCUGAAAUCACAAAACACUCUUCAAGAAUUUGAUGUUGAUGUCAAGGAUUACUCCAGUCUGACAAAAGUUGAAACUGAAACGCAGGACAUCAUCGACAAGAUGAACACGGAAUUUAAGCCAAAACUCAUCUCUCUUCGUUCGUCUGGUGAAAAAAUCUCUGAUCAAGAUCCAGCAGUUGCCCAAGAAGACGUUGAUGACAUCGUGAACUCUUCACAAAAAAAUCUCGAAGGAUUGCAAAGCGCUUUGGAACUACGAAAAUUGAGAUUGCGUGAUGCUGCUGUACAGCAUAUAAAUGAUAGGAUACUGGAGUGCGAUGCCAAAGUUGGGGAUGAAAAAGUCAAACUUCAACUGAUCACGCCACCAGGAAAAGAUCUUGAUACCGUUUUAGAUCAGCUCUCAGCAUUAGAGAACAACGAAGAGACAUUUCAGACGAAUCAAGUGCAGUUUGAGGAAGUGCAAGUUCACUUGAACGAACUGAAAAAGAACAAGAUUUUGACCGCUCCUGAAUUCCAAGAACAGUUUCAAGAUGACUGUAAAGAUAUUGCAAUUGAACGCGCGCAAAUCCUCAAGCAAACUAAAGAUCAUAAAAACAAGCUCUAUCGUGCUCUCAUAAACAUUUUUGAUGUCCGAAGAAAAGAAAUAACCAAAUGGUUAAAGAAUUGUGAGAAGAAAUCAAAAGAAAUUCCAAAUGACAUAGAAGAUCUUGAUGAGGGUUUGGUUGUAGUGAAGAAAAUAAAGGAAAUGGAAGAUGUGUUGGCACAAGGGGAACCAAAUUACCACGAAACGGUCGAGCUUUCCAAGACUGUCCUAGAGAAGGAAGUUCUGGUCGAUAAGAAGGCCAAAGAUGCUGAGAACGAUAUGAAGAAUUCUUCAAUACGAUACAACGAAAUCUUGGAAGAUGUACAGAACAGAAAAAACAGCUUGUACAAGACAAUCUAUGAACUCCUGAGCGUGCAACUGGAUGAAACGGAACAAGAAAUUAAGAAAGGUGAACAGAUUGUUCAAAUCGAAUCAAAACCCGAAGAUCCAGCCGCUACACACGAAGAACUGAGUAAUCUGCAAAGCGUUGUCAGCACGUCAGAUAAACUGGAGGAAGAUAGCGGAAAGCUAUUUGACACGGCAAACACCUUGCUAUCGGCUGAUAUCUUCCCCCAAGACGAUAAAAGGGAAAUACGAAAGAGGGUUAUUGAUUUGGACAAAAGAACGUACGAAUUGCCCGACGCUGCUAAGGAGAAAUACGAAAAAGUGUAUGCCGUUUAUCUGACAAAUCUCACGAAGUUAAUUCAAAUACGAACGGAAUGGAUCACUUCAAACGAAUCUCGUUUGGACCAGACUGACACAACUGAUGCUCUUGAUAUCCCUGAUCUCGAAAAUAAACUGGACGAACACGAAGAGUUUCAGAGAGAUUUGAAAACGAAUAACGUCCGUUCCGUGCUGGGGCAAAUUCGUGACACAGGGGAUAUCGAUCCAGAUGUGCCACUUUCGGAAUUACAGAGUCUGGAAAAGCGCUGGGACGAGUUUAACGCUUGGGCGGAACAAAGGAAGAUCUUUCUUCAGGGGACUCUUGUGAAGUGGAAGGCAUUUCGACAGGAACAAUUGGCUUUGGUUGACUGGAUCGACAAGAAAGAUGCUGAGUUGCAAGUUCUAGAUACGCCAGUUAACUUAGCCGAUGAAAAUGCCGUUCAGCAAAGAUUGGAAAUGGUUAAGAGCCUACAGUCAGAUGUAAUCCAGCAGUCUCCAAGUCUAGUUCACUUCAAGAACACGGGGCAAGCCUUGCUUGUAAAUCUCAACCCACAGUCGGAAGGUGCAGAGAAAGUAAAUAAGCAGAUUGAAGAUUUCGAUAAUUGUUGGAAAAAACUCGAGAAAGAUAUUGAAAGCAAAAUUGAAAAGAUUGAGAAGUCGAACAGAACAAUCAAAGCGAUUUAUUCCUAUAUGGACAUUGUAAGCAAUUGGUUGGAUGACACAGACGGGAAACUAAAUGAAGUUGAUUCCACAAAAGAUCAGUUGCGCCCAGCUUGCGUUUCUCCAUUAAGCCACGCACGUCACAGUGUUGACGGUGCCUUCGCGAAAGAGCCUGAGGAAGAACCAAGAGAAGACGAAGAACAGAAAGUGAAGACUGGAGACGAGGCUGAUGAGGAUACUACUGGAUCCAAGGGGCUAAGUGAGGACGAGAGGGAACAACUGCAGAGCAAUAUGGAGCAUAUAAAAGAUGAUAUCAAGGGCAAUUCUCAAGUCAAAGAUCUAAACAAAGCUCGUAUUGAACGUGUUCGACUUCUGGUGGAUGAUAUUCAAGAAGACGUGGAUGAAGAUGGCGUUAACUCAAUUGAAGCAAGAAUCUGUGAGAUUGGAGAAAGAUUUGAACAGAUUGACACCCGCUUAGGUCCUAUAAUUGAAGUAGUGAAAUCACCCGAGCUUUCUCAAGCGUCCAGUGAGACGGAACUAGUAACGUUUGAUGUUCAGCGCACUGUGGAACUUCAAUCAACUCCACCAUCAGAACCAACACCAGCGGCCGGUACACCUGUGGAUACGGUUGAUAUGGGGACCCUGAAGGUAACCGUGGAACCUUACAGCGGUCACGUGACUCUGGAUAUGAACCAAUGGAGAAGCGUCGUGGUAAAUUUCCGAGAUUUUCUGCACAGAUUGCAAAUGAACAUCAGAGAUGUUGAUAGCAAAGAUUAUGAAGAGAUGAGGGAGUGUGAAUCUGAUACAAAGGCGUGUAUUGAUGCCAUGGAAGCGUAUGGAAGGCCUUGUCUUAUCGAUCUUACAAAGUCAGCUCAAGGAAUGCUGGAGUCACCUGAAUAUACAGAAGAUGAGAAGAAUGAGAUAAGAGCCACUCUUGAAUCACUCACUGUUGGUGCACAGUUUGUUGACUUCAACACCAGAGACCAGAGAUUCAGGUUGUAUCGUGCGCUAAUCUCCUACCAAGGAGACCAAAGGAAAAAGAUCCAUCGUUGGAUUAAUUCUUGUUCCAAGGAAUCAAAAGAAAUCAAUGAAGAUGUUGCUGGAUUGGAAGCCUCUGAUGCCGAAUAUAAAAAAGUACAGCAUUUGAAAAGCAAUCUCGCCUCUGGAGAACCAACCUUCCUGCAUUAUAAAGAACUAUCAAAACGAAUGAUUGAGAACAACAUUUUCCCUGUGAAGAAAGUUCCUGAGAUAGAAAAAGAUGUCGCCAACUUUACGACCACCUACGACAACUUACGAGCCGAUACCGAACGCAAAGAUAAACGUUUGUAUACAACUGUUGUGAAAUCAAUCGGGCAACCACUUCACUCGAUAGAACUGGCAGUGACAGAGGGAGAAAACUGGGUUGAACCAGAGGAACUCUCCAGUGAUUACGAGGAAGCUAAGGAACAGUUGAAUAAGAUGAAGUUGUCUGUCUUUGUUAUCGAAACACUACACACGCGAUCGGCAAAAGUUUUGAAAGAAACCGAAGCGCUUGUCUUGGAACACGAGUAUCUGAGUCCGGAAAACAAAGAGGAAGUUAUCGAACGCGUUCAUUCCCUAUCUCCGAGAACUGAUGGAUUACCAGCGGCUGCAGUGAAUAAGUACAAGAGAAUGAAUCGUGAGUUUUUAGUUUUGAUCGAAAGUGAGGUUGAAAUUCGCGAUGCUUGGAUCACGAAAAAUGAGGGAAGAAUGUCGUUACCACAAGCUGGGGAUGUACAGGACCUUGAGGGAUUCCAGCAGUUGAAACAAUCUCAUGAAGAUUUUUUACGAGAACUGAAGCGCAACGAAAUGUCAGAAUUUUUGAAAGUCUGCGAGGGAAUGAGUGACCUCAAGAAGCAAACUAUCGCUAAAGUUCGUGCUCUUCAAACUCGCUGGGCAGUUUUACUCGCUUGGGCCACGAAAAGAACGGUAUAUCUGAACACAGUCAUCGCCAACUGGGAGGAAUUUCGAUCUCACGAAGUAACGACGAUUGAAUUUAUCGAUGCAAAAGAGAAAAACUUGCAAAAUGUUUCCGAAGAAGUUAAACCAGGCGAUGACGCUAUUACCAAGGAAAGAGUGGAACAGCUAGAGAAUAUGCAGGCAGAGACGCGGGAAAAUUCUUUAGAUAUUUGGAAACUACAACAAGAAUCUUCCGCACUUACGAAAAACAUCGGUGAAGAAGCUCCGUCCAGCAAAAACAUUCAAAAACACACAAACGAUCUUGUUGAACGAAAUAGGAAGCUUUCACAAGAUAUUUCGAUCGAAAUUAACGAGCUUGAAGCGAACCAACACAAAGCCUUGAAAGUGCAGCAGUUGUUGGAGUCUGUGAACGAUUGGGCAGAUGACACGAGUGCCUUUCUUGACGAAUUUAAUGAAAUCGCAGUUCAACUUAAACCAAGCGACGUUGUUGUUGACAAGGCAGCCGAAGAAGAUGGCGAUGGAUCCGAUAAAAUAAACGACAAAGGCGAAAAGUCCGAACAAGAUUUGGAAAAAGUUGAUGAAGGACGUAUUGAAAAGUUAAAAACGGCGAACGAACUCAUACAUAAAAUAGCUUAUCGUCGCGUUGACAUCGGCGAGUACCAGGCUCUCGUAGAUCGCGUCAAUGAACUUCACGAGGAACUUCCGAGGGAUCCCGAUCAGACCUCCGAACAGAGUGUGCAAGUUGAACAGUUAAACACAAAAUGGAAGAACUUCAAUACAGAUAUCGAUAAAGUGGCUUGGGUGAAAAUACCGGGUCUUGAUUCACUCCAAGCCGUGACAUAUAUUCUUCACGAUAUGAAAGUUGACAAGAAAGAAGAUGGUGUCGCUGGUGUGGAAACGUUUAAACAAUGGAAGGAGAAAGCUUUAGACUUAGAAACCUCCGUUAGUGAAGUUGAAUCCAAGUUCAAAGCUGAGAAUAAUAUCGACAAAAGCUAUGAAGCGAUUGAGGCCGUCGAUCGCAAUAUCCAGGAAUGUCAAGACGAAAUUGACAGUAACGUUUUGCCUAAACUCGAAGUGAUUCGGCUGGCUGGAGUAAAUCUUUGCUCUCCUCCAGAUGCAACAGCCGAGCCCGUCCCAGAGGAAAUAAAAACUGAAGUCCUAACGACAGUUCUCUCGCUCCAUGAAAGAAUUGAGAAUUUGCGAUCUGCGAUAUCACUCCAGAUACUCAGGCUUGAAGAUGUUAUCUAUGACUAUUUUCACCAACGCGUUAGGUCUGACCAAAGUGAUCUCGCCCAAGAACAGACAGAAUAUAAACGGUUGUUACCACUAAGAGAUGACGUUGAUACUAUCAUCUUGCAUUUAGAAAUCAUCAAGCAAAGCGAAGACAGGUUCUAUAAGAACGAAAAGAAAUUCAAAGAAUCGCAAAAACAGUUCAAUCAACUGGACGAGAAAAACCUAAUCAACGAUAAAGAUCUUGUCACCUUCGUCACGUCCAAAAUAAAAAAUAUCGAAAUCCAAAGAGUCACCUUAGGAAAUCUAUUUACAGACAUUGAAGGAAAGCUUCGUCGUAGCCUUUUGAACAAGUACAACAGCAAUAAAUCGAAAUUUAGCAAAUGGUUGAAGAAUGCUGAGAAACGAGAGAAAACGAUUGACAUAAAUGUCGAGGGAGUUGAGAAGGCGUUUAUAGAAUGCACGAAGUUGGAGAGUAUGGCAGAGGCUUUGCCUGAAGGUGAAGAAAUGAUGAAACUUCUGAAUAAACUUGUCAUACAAAUCGAUAUUGAACAUAUUUGGAGCCAGGCAGAUCAAGAAGCGUCCAACACUGAAGUGAACUCGUUCAGAGAUCGACACUCAAUCUUGACAAAAAGCAUGGAAGAGAAACGGACCUUGCUACAAGCAAAAAUCAAAGAAGGUCUUGAGCAAACACUUGGUAUUGCCGAGAAGUCAAUCUCUGAUGCAGAGGCCUGGGAUAAACCAAGCACCCUUGACAACGAGCUGGAACAAGCCACGGCGCAAAUUCAGCAAUCAAUGGAAAACGUGACAAAUGUGAACAACAUGUACACACAAACAAUGCAAGCUUUGAAACGUCCUCAAGAAAUCGCGCAAUCUGAAAUCCUCCCUGCUGACGUCAGCUCGGAUAUUGACGGAAGAUGUCGGGAUCUCACGAAGAGAGUUGGACGUCUUCCCUCUGUUGUUCUUAAGAACCAUAAAAGUUUGUUCGAAGCGUUCACAGUUCUUCUUCAUGAGGUCGUAGACUCGCGAGAAGAAUGGAUCUCUCAGAAUGAGGCAAACGUGAUGGUCUCGUUUGUCUCCGUCGCUAGUUUGGAUGAUGUAAAGUCGAAGAUACAGGAUAACAAAGAAUUCAUCCUUGAGAUAAAAAAGCACGACAUGGCGCCUGUUCUAGUGGAACUUGAGAAGAUGAGCGAUCCUGAUUUCAAACUCAAGGCAACGUCUAAAGACUUGCAGAGUCGGUUGGCUGCCAUCGAGAAAUCCGCUGAAGAACGACAGCUGGUUUUGUUGUCAAUUCUCAACCAAUGGGAAGCCUUGAGACAAAAGCUCAGGGAACUAUUAGACUGGAUCGAUAUGAAGGAUUUGAAACUGAAAGAGUUGAAAGAACAAGUUGAUCUCGGCGAUGAAGAUGAGGUGAAAGGUGAACUUGGUGAAUUGAAGUUAAUGCAAACUCAAAUGGAGGAUGAACAUCCUGAAGUUGUGAACUUAAAAAAGAUAGCCGAAGGUCUGAAGAAUAUCCUGGGAGAGCAAUCAGAUGCUAAUGCUCUUGUGGACGAGCAAAUUAAAGAUUUCAUAGACUGUUGGAAUAACUUGGGCAAAGAUAUUGACGACAAAAUAAGAAAGCUUGAAUCGUCAGAGCGUCAACUGACCACUAUGCACAGGUACAUGGACAACACUCAAGACUGGAUGGAUGAUGUCACGGAAAUACUUGACCAGUACGAAGCCAAUCAACGACGACUGCAGGGUCUGCCUCCCGAGGAUAAGCCGAAAGAAUCCGUAGGCGAAACAGAAAUUUCCGACGAUGAACCGAAGGUUACUGGAGAGGAGCCGAAUGUUUCCGAAGAAGAAGCGAAAGUUUCCGAAGAACAGCCGGAUGUGUCCGGAGGCGAGCCGAAGGACCCCUCGGGAGAGCAGCCAGUUGAAAUGACGGAGGUUUCCGAAGUUGAAGCGGAAUUGAAAGAACUUGACGAAGAUGGAAAAGAAGAAUUGCGAGAGAAAAAUAAAAGUCUAAUGAAAGCCUUUGUCGAAAAACGUCAAAAUUGCGCGACAUGCCAAGCAUUCGUGGACUGGGCCGGAGAACUGGAGAAGCAAGUCACUGAAGAUCUCGACGAUGCCUCCAAAGAUGUCCUGAAAAUACGAAUUGAGAAAUUCAAUUCUUCUUGGGACGUUUUCAUGAACAAGAUCGAGGACUUCUCCCAAGAGAAUUUGGAGGAAAUCGAGUUCAUCGAAUUCCAGCUGGCAGAGCAAAAGACUGAAGUGCUUCCAGAGGCCAUAACGUUUGAAGAAUGGAAAUCAGAAAUUUCCAGUAUGGAAGUUUGGUUCGAUGCAAUGGAUGAAAAAUGUAGUCAAGUUAACAUAUCACGUGAUACUGACAGUCUCAAGAAGGGUGAACAGGACACUAAGGUAAUCGUAGCAGAGUUCAACGACGAAGGGAAACCGCGUUUCAAUAAGAUUAUAGUCCUGGGACGGAAGUUGAUCGAUGCUAAAUCCCAGACUCCUGAAGAAGAGCAAGUGAUCACCGUUACCAUCACAAAGUUCACCAAAAGAAUGAUUGAAUUGGAACGAGUUGUCGAGCUUCAUAGGAUAAGAACGGUCGAGACAAUCGUAGAUUAUUGUAAAGAGAAACUGGUCAUCUGUGAGUCGUCUGUUGAACGCGAUGAGGUCAACAUGAACCAAUUAACACCUUCUGGUUCAACUCCUGACGCUGUUCAUGAACAAAUCGUCCUCUUAAAGAUCUGUGAAGUUGAAAUUCCGAAACACGAAGAAGAAUUUGUGGAAAUUCAAACGUACAUACUGGAGACACGAGAACCUGGUUUUAUCACAUCUGAGACCCAAGAAGAAUUGGAAAAGACUUGCAAACUGGUUGAAAAGAGACGAAGCGAUGUGGAAAAACAAAAGAAAGAAAGUCAUGGAAGGCUUUAUCGAUCAAUGGUGAACUUUUUUGACCAACGAAAAAAGGUGACGCUGAAAUGGUUAGGCAGUUGUGAAAAGAAGGAACGACAAAUUAAACCCGACGUGAAGGAGCUAAAAGACAGCAAAAACGAGUACAUCAAAGUCAAGGAAGUUCGCUCCGAGUUUGAUCAAGGACGCCAGAACUUUGUCGCCUUUAUUGAAGUGCACAAACUUAUCGUCGCUGAUGAGGUGACUGAUGAGAAGAAGACUAUCGAAGUGGAAAGAGACGUGAACUCCAUUUCUGGCAGAGUGGAACAAGUUGACAAGAUCUUACAUGAACAGGAAACAAAGCUCUACACGACAUUGUUAUCAACAUUGACGGUUCUCUUGGACUCGAUCGAGGCGACAUUGAGCGACGCUCGAGGAAGAAUUAAACCUGAUGAAGCAAUUUCAACCUACUUCAAAACAGCGAAAAAACAGAUGGAUGAGACAAAGACAAUGGCCCGCGAUAUUCAAGUGAUUCACUUGACUACGAACAAACAGUUGGAGCUAGGAGAUGACGUCAAGAAGGCUAAGCUUCUUGGACCAGAAGAUGCUGACACCAUAGAACUGAGGCUCAGUGAUUUGACGAAAAAAUCAGCUGACUUGCAAGAAGCUGCUCAGAAUAAAGACCUUAGAAUGCGUGCGGAAUAUGUGAUGACGUUCAAGACAGAGUUACAAAGAUGUAGUCAAUGGAUUACUUUCCUGGAGUUAAGAGUGGAGAAAUCAGCUGCCGAAGCCGAGGACUAUCAAGGAUACAAACAACUCAAGGAAGAUCAUAUUCAUUUCGAAGAAGACUUAAAGGUCUAUGAUCUUAAUAUGUUGCUCAAAGAGGUGGGCAAAAUCGACGAGCUUGAACCUUCUGUUAAACAAGAACUUGCCGCUUUGGAAAAGCGUUGGAAGAAGUUGUUGAGAUGGUCUGAAGAGAGAAGCCUUCGCUUAUCAAAGAUCGUUUCACUCUGGUCGAAAUUCCGUGAAGAGGAGAUCUUAGUAUUAAACUGGAUUGAUGAAAAAGGCGAAGAGCUAAAGGUCGCUGAUCAAGUGAAUCUUGCUGACGAGGAAGCCCUUCAGGAACAAUUGCAUAUAUUUAAGGCUUUGACACCAGAACGAGAAGAAUUCGUGAAGCGUUCGACAGAAGUUGAAGAUAUGGGUCAUGAAUUGAAGAGAAUCGUCGGAGACAAUACAAGAGCUGGGGAUUUCAUUCAAAAACAACUUGUCGAUCUCGAUCAAGUGUUCAAUGAACUAAUAAAGCAAAUAAUUCAGAAGAAUGUUCAGUUGGAAUCAGCGCUGGAGAGACUGCGAUCCAUGUCUGCGGAGAUGACCAUCGUAAAAACUUGGUGUAACGAAACUGAACUGCUUCUGAAUGAGUAUGACGUCAUGGAAAAGCGGUUGCAAGAUCUCAAUGUGGGCAAGUCUGAUCCACCUCCAGUGACCGGGGAGCAGACAGAAAAGACUGAAACCAAGAGAGAAAAACGCGCUCGAAUCAAAGAAGAAAAAGCAGAACUGAGAGAAGAAAUGAUUCAGAAUGUUGAAAAUCUCGCUAAAAAGUUUGAAAAGCUGCCAGCAACCGACUUAAAGGUAAAACACGUCAACACGUUGGGGAAUGAAUUGAAAGGAGAAAUAUCCGACGAAGCAAAAGAUGCUGUGAAUACAGAACUCGAAGCUUUCAACGAGCGGUUCAAUUCUGUCAGUCAACGGCUCAAAGAUAUGGAAAACAGAGAUCUUCCUGAAGGCUCUGGUUGCUGGUUUGUACGAUUCAUGCGACGAAAGAUGUUUCGAGCUUCAAUCAAUUAAAUCUCACUGAGAAACAAGUGGAUUGUUUAGUAAUCUUUAAAGUAAUUUCAAAGCACGUUAGCAACAAAACUUCAUAAAUAUAAACACACGUAGAAAUUAGUAUUAUAUAGGUAAAUCAAUUUGUGUCAAGACUGAUUUGUGUUAUCGAUUUAUAUCUUUAUAUUAAGUUUAGUUUUUCCUUAAGCACUAAAUAUGAGGUAUGUGUUAAACCAAUUUUGUUUAACUAACGAUAAAUUAAUCGUUGUAU
Molecule: messenger RNA, 24188 nt
Organism: Dendronephthya gigantea
Lineage: Eukaryota; Metazoa; Cnidaria; Anthozoa; Malacalcyonacea; Nephtheidae
Product: nuclear anchorage protein 1-like
Exons: 132
Coding region: 263-23941 (7892 amino acids)
Biological process (GO): synaptic signaling
Cellular component (GO): plasma membrane
Molecular function (GO): protein binding
Source: RefSeq, a predicted model, not a curated record